Messenger RNA from Helianthus annuus (common sunflower), 2676 nucleotides. Its product is annotated as ABC transporter F family member 4. The transcript is spliced from 3 exons. The record is from RefSeq and is a predicted model, not a curated record. The coding region runs from base 192 to 2363 and encodes 723 amino acids. Gene Ontology annotation, molecular function: ATP hydrolysis activity; ATP binding. Lineage: Eukaryota; Viridiplantae; Streptophyta; Magnoliopsida; Asterales; Asteraceae.
AGCAUAUCACCCCACAAACCAGAUAUAAACAUAGCAAACCCUAAUUCCUAAUCUAUCCCAAAAAACUCUAUCUCCACCACCGGCGACUCACCACCGCCGUGAACCACCGCCGUACGACUGCUCGGAGCCGCUGCAACUUCAAUCAGAUCGCUCGUUAUUAACCACCAGGUUUGUGACAUUUGAUUAAUCCAAUGGGCAAGAAAAAAACAGACGAGGGUGGUGAAAAGAGUAAACAAAACACUAAAGAAGGAAAGAAAGAGAAGCAAUCGGUCUCAGCAAUGCUUGCAAGCAUGGACCAAAAACCGGAUAAAGCAAAAAAAGCAACCUCUUCAAGCUCUACAACACGCAAACCGAAACCGCCUCCAAAAGCACAAUCAUCUUAUGCAGACAUCGAUCUUCCACCUUCAGAUGAUGAAGAUGAUGACGUGGAAUCUCUUUCUGGAGACGAGAUUGAAAAAGGCGGAAUCAAAAAGCCGAGUAGAAAAGAGAGGGCUAGUGAUAAAAAUCUUGAAAUAGCCGUAACCGAUAAGGAGUUGAAAAAACGAGAGAAAAAAGAGAUGAUUAUCGCUCAAGCAGUGGAGCAGGCCAAACAAGAGGCUUUGAAAGACGAUCAUGAUGCGUUUACGGUUGUGAUCGGCAGUCGUGCUUCGGUUCUCGAUGGUCAGGACGACGCUGAUGCAAAUGUCAAGGAUAUAACAGUGGAUAAUUUCUCGGUUUCCGCACGUGGUAAAGAGUUGUUAAAGAAUGCAUCUGUUAAGAUCUCUCAUGGAAAGAGGUACGGUUUGGUGGGACCCAACGGGAAGGGAAAGUCAACACUGUUAAAGCUUCUUGCUUGGAGGAAGAUUCCGGUACCUAAAAACAUAGAUGUACUUUUGGUCGAACAAGAGAUAGUUGGUGAUGACAGAACUGCCCUUGAAGCUGUAGUUUCGGCAAACGAAGAGCUUGUUAAACUAAGACAAGAAGUCACUACGUUAUUAGAAACCCCCGAGGGUGAAAACGGAAACGAAACUGAAGAUGGUGGUGACACCGGAGAAAAACUUGCUGAAUUGUAUGAAAAGUUGCAGAUAAUGGGCUCAGAUGCAGCUGAAGCCCAAGCUUCAAAGAUUCUUGCCGGUUUGGGCUUUACGAAAGUCAUGCAAACCCGUGCUACCCGAUCGUUUAGCGGUGGGUGGAGGAUGCGAAUUUCAUUGGCCCGAGCCCUUUUUGUUCAACCGACACUGUUGUUAUUAGACGAACCCACAAAUCAUCUUGACCUCCGAGCUGUUCUUUGGUUAGAGGAAUACUUAUGCAGAUGGAAGAAAACUCUCGUAGUUGUCUCACACGAUCGAGAUUUUUUGAAUACCGUUUGCAACGAAAUCAUUCAUCUUCAUGAUUUGAAACUUCAUAUGUAUCGUGGAAACUUUGAUGAUUUUGAAAGUGGCUACGAGCAACGUCGCAAAGAAAUGAAUAAAAAGUUUGAAACUUACGACAAACAAGUGAAAGCUGCAAAACGGGCCAAUAACCAGAAGCAACAAGAGAAGGUCAAAGAAAAAGCGAAGUUUGCGGUCAAAGAAGCGAAGAAAAAGUCAAAGGGGAAAGUCGAUGAAGACGAAGAGAUUCCCGAGGCCCCACAGAAAUGGAGGGAUUAUACGGUGGAAUUUCAUUUUCCCGAGCCUACCGAGUUAACGCCACCGUUGUUACAACUUAUCGAAGUGAGUUUCAGUUACCCAGGAAGAGAGGAUUUCAGGUUGUCUGAUGUUGAUGUCGGGAUUGAUAUGGGUACACGUGUUGCUAUUGUGGGACCCAAUGGAGCUGGAAAGUCAACGUUAUUAAACCUUCUUGCUGGUGACUUGAACCCGACAGAGGGUGAAGUAAGAAGGAGCCAAAAGUUGCGAAUUGGGAGAUAUUCACAACAUUUUGUUGACCUUUUGACCAUGGGUGAAACACCGGUUCAGUAUCUUCUUCGUUUACAUCCAGAACAAGAGGGUUUCAGUAAACAAGAAGCGGUGCGGGCUAAACUUGGUAAAUUCGGGCUCCCGAGCCAUAAUCAUCUAACUCCGAUUGCUAAACUAUCCGGUGGACAAAAAGCCCGUGUUGUUUUCACUUCGAUUUCCAUGUCGAAACCGCAUAUAUUGCUGCUGGAUGAACCCACAAAUCAUUUGGAUAUGCAGAGUAUUGACGCGCUUGCUGAUGCACUUGAUGAAUUCACUGGAGGCGUUGUUCUUGUAAGUCAUGAUUCGCGAUUAAUAUCGCGAGUUUGUGACGAUGAAGAGAAAAGUCAAAUUUGGGUUGUGGAGAAUGGAACAGUGGAGGAGUUUGAUGGUACUUUCGACGACUAUAAGGAGGAGCUAUUGAAAGAAAUCAGAGCUGAGGUGGACGAGUGAGACGGAAACGCUGGAUGCUGCAUUUAGAUACGAAAGACGGAACCUUUGUUUUUCAACAACAUGCACUUAUGUGGAGAUUGUUGUUGCCAUGAAUUUUGAGGGUUGGAGUAAACACAGACAUGUUUUCAAAGUUGUGUAUUUGAGUGUCAAAAUCUAUUUUAAUAUUUUUAAAUUUAUAAAAUAAACCUAUCGCGUUGGGAUGUUUCGUUCUUACUGAUGUUGAACAUGUGGGAUACAAUACAGUUGUACUUGUUCUAUGCAUCAUUUGUGCUGUGUAUGUUCUAUAUGAUAUCCACAACUUUAAUUGCUUUCA